Molecule: messenger RNA, 309 nt
Organism: Lactuca saligna
Lineage: Eukaryota; Viridiplantae; Streptophyta; Magnoliopsida; Asterales; Asteraceae
Source: the annotation of a GenBank genome assembly
AUGGAUGUCUCUGUGUGUUACAUUACAAUUCUAACUAAUGUAUGGAAACAGAUCAAUGAAGAAAUUGAAUGUAAGGUUGGUGGAAGGAUAUUCAAGGUGGGCAUCAUUGAACAUGAUUCUUCAAAUUGGGAGCCUUUUGAAAAUCGUUUAUUCCCUGAACCCCCUCCGAGUGUCGAUGAAGAAGAGGAGUCAUCUGAUAAAGGAUCGGUGGAAUCUCUAGAUGAUGGGGUAUCGAACACUUGGUGUAACAACAAUGACCAGAUACUGGAAGAGGGUGAAAUCAGAGAAGAAGAACCGAUGAUGGUGUGA